GGGAACCGAGAAAUAAUGCUCGUAAACCAACGAUCCGUGUGUCCGAAUUUAGCAAUUCUUCUGAUAAGCGAACAGGGGAGGAAGUGAACGUCUGCAUCAGUUGCAGUUGCAGUUGCAGUGAAGUCGUUGAUGCAGCCAUGGAUGGUGGUGCUGGUAGCAGGAGGACGGGGAAGUGACUAUCGUGUGCACCAGCUCGCAUACACUCUCUGCCUUUCUCUUUCCAUCUGUUUAUUCUGUCUCGCCCUGUCACUGUAGUCUAAUCUUCCCCGAACCUGGCCUUCCUCCUUUGUUGAAUCCAAUCGUUUGAAGUUCUUUGGGGUUCUUCCAGGAGAACUAGAUGUAAGAGGGUCCCACCAUACCCUCAUUUCGAGUCUCUUCCGUUCUUUUUUCCUCGCCUCUUUCGCUUUUUUUCCUUAAUUUUUCUUUGAGCAAAAGAAGUGGGUAACAGAGAGAGAAGCUAAAAAGUUGCAAAAACGUGGCUUACGAACUCAUUUCAUCGCUCUUACGCGGACAAAGCACUUUCUUUCAGUCAGUUUCCUCAACCGAUUUUUAAUCCUCUUUCGCUAUUUCGUGUGUAUAUAAUUAUAAUCCUCUGUAACGCUUUCUAAACAAGAAGAAAGGAGAGUUUGGCAGCUUAUUAUUACGUGUUUCCUCCUUUCUCCCUUUUCUUUUGCUCUGCUUUUUUGUUUUAAUUCUCUCUUUCGCUCUGAGUAAAAGCAUGGAAGCGGUCGCGAUGUUGGGAAUCGAUGUCUUCCUGUGGUUUAACUGAGAUCGAGUUUGUAUGAUGGAUGGCGGUUCUUGAGUUUAAGGUUUCAGCAUAUUUACGCCACUUGCAUGUGUGUUGUUUGGUUGGAUCUCAAGAUGGACGAAAGCUCUGUCAGUUCACGGAAAGAUGAACAAGGGAAGGAAGACUCUCCAUUUAGAUAUGAAAAUGGCAUAAAGUCAGCAGAACGAAGUAGUUUGAAGUUCAUUGAACCUAGCCAUGAAUGCUCUCUAGAAAGGGUGAAGCCACAGCAGAAGUUUACAUCGGAAGUUAAGCAAUCAUACUCAGGAGGAAGAUGCAUUCAGCAAUCAUUCCUUCAAAGGCGACAAGCUUCUGAUUUUAAGAUCCUAAAGCAAAUACAUUCUCAAAGUCUCAACAAAAAACAACUCCAGCAUAGCUUGGAUUUUGUAGUUAGAGCCUCCGACUAUAGUGUAGCCCCAUACAAUAUUUCUGUGAAUUUGAGUUCCUCUAAAAUGGAGAUUUUGUUUGAUGGGUCAGAAUCGAUUAAAAGUAGAAGAAGAAAUACAACUGCAAUGGAUGAUUUUGUUAUUGAAUGCCCAUCGCUAGCUGGACAAAGGAAUGUAAUUAUAAGCUCUGUGGGACAGUGGAUUGUAGGUGCCAUAGAGAACAACAAUAUGAGGAACAUCUUAGAGAAUCCAUUAUCUUAUAAUUUAGGUGCCCUAGAUCAUGACACCAACAUAAAGAAAGCAGGUUCAAUUGGAAUUAAGGGAAAGAAAUGUCCUAGUUUCAUGAGUUCUCCUUCAAGCUUAAGUAUUAGUUCAUCACAGAACCUUGAUAGGGAGACAGAACCUCAAGGAAAUCAUGGAUAUAGAUCAGAAGCUCAUAAGAGGCUUAUUUCUGUCUCAAGUUCAAACUCAACAUGUUCAGAUCAGUCUUCUCCAUCUGCUUGUGACACCAUUUCUCAGGGAAUGCUUCAUUGCACAUGGAAAAGUGGAGUUCCAUAUUUUGUGUUCUCAGUAGAGGAUCAAAGGGAGGUUUAUGUAGCAAACMUGUGGGUUGUUGAAUCAUCAGAUGACAAGUCYCUGGAUUAUAUGUACACAUUCCAUUCAAGAACGGAUGGYCCAAAGGAACAGGUGACUUGUAGUGUGUCAGAUCUUGUUGGUAAGAUGAAGGUUUCCAGUUCUUUCAGUAUUUGCUCGAACAAUUCAAAACUCAUAGAGACCGAGUUUGUCUUGUUUGGUGCUAAUGAAAACCAUUUUGGGGAGAUGCAAAUUUCAACCUCUCCUCGCAAGAGAAACAGCAAGUUUCCAAAGAGGGUUGUUGAUGUAUUGGGGACAAACCAUCCUUCCAGGGACAGAUCUUCCACCAAAUUCGGUGUGCCAAGCUCCAUACUUGAGGAUUUUGCUUGGGAGCCAUGCCAAGAUAUGUUCAGCAAGCUUAAUGCAUCAAGUAGAGCUAACCUGCUACAAAGCCAUCUUUUGCCGAAUUUUGAGUUGGCUGCCAUUGUUGUGAGAGGCUAUACCCAAGAUGAUUGUGAAGAGGCAAUGGUCGGAGGUUGGGGCUUGAAAUUUCUCAAAAAAAAUAGAUCUCAGCAGAUUAAUACUUCGGUAGAAGCAUCUGUUUCUUCAGAAUGCUGCCCAGAUAGUUUCUUGCAAAAGAAAACCAAUUGUUCAAGUAUGCAUGUUCUACUUCCAGCAGGAAUUCAUGGUGGUCCUAGGACAAGAAAUGGUGGCCCUUCUAGUCUUAGUGAGAGAUGGAGAUCUGGUGGAGACUGCGAUUGUGGUGGCUGGGAUAUAGGCUGCCCUCUCACAGUACUCAAUAGCAGAACAAGCAUGGAAGAGGUUUCACAAGGAGGUGCACAAGGGGAAUGCAAAUCAUUGAAUCUAUUUAUGCAGGGUACAAAGCAAGGUCCCACAAUGAGAAUGGUGACUAUUCAUGAUGAUCUCUAUUGUAUUCAUUUCCAAUCAACUAUGUCAGCUCUCCAAUCUCUCUCUAUAGGAGUGGCAAUUAUCCAUUCUCAGAGUCCCACUCUAUGUCCCAAAAAUGUACAGAAGUUGAAGCAGCAAGUAUCAGGAUUGACAAUUUCAUUUUCAUAAUCGUUUCUCCUUCUUAGUAACAACAUAAUACAGCAGUACAGAAGGCCAAAAAAGAGAGGUUAUUUGUACACGAUUAACAUGAUUGUUUUUCUUAUAAUAGUUAGUACUUCUGGUUCCCUUCCCAAUCGUGUAUUUCAUCUCAGUGCUGGAUGGUUGAAACAACAGCUUUUACUUGUAUUUGAUAAAACAAUAUAUAUCUGAGAUGAAAAUUUAAGAAGA
Molecule: messenger RNA, 3039 nt
Organism: Nelumbo nucifera (sacred lotus)
Lineage: Eukaryota; Viridiplantae; Streptophyta; Magnoliopsida; Proteales; Nelumbonaceae
Source: RefSeq, a predicted model, not a curated record